AUGGUCGAUGGCGGUAGCCAGGAGCUCGCCAACUUUUUCGGCUGGGUCUCCAUCGCAUGCUGGCUCGUUGUGUAUUCUCCCCAGAUUAUCGAGAACUACCAGCUGCAGUCAGGCGACGGCCUCAGCGUGGGCUUCGUCGUAAUAUGGCUUAUCGGCGACUUGUGCAAUCUUACCGGCGCCGUAAUGGCCGACCUGCUGCCCACCGUGAUCAUCGUGGCCUGCUACUAUACGCUCUGUGACGGAACCCUGCUCGCCCAAAUUUACUACUACCGGAGAAAGCGCGCCCGCCGGGGAGCACCACUCCUCGUGGCCGAAGAUCCCAGGCUGUCCAUGCUCUACGAUGAAUCUAGUCCGCUCCUGGCGGGAGAUGGUACCGCCGAAGAACCGCCCUCGCGUCCGUCCUUUGCGGCCGCGCUGGGAUUCGUAUUUGCUGUCGGCGUCUUGGCGUGGGCAGUGGACAGGGAGCUGCACAGGGACUCCCCUCGUUCGAAGCCGGACGAGGUCGUAGAGUGGCGAAGCCAGGUCCUUGGGUGGAUCAGUGCCGCCCUGUUUCUCGGAGCGCGGAUUCCGCAGAUUGUCAAGAAUCUGAGCACGCGGUGUGAGGGGCUGUCGCCCUUCCUGUUUGUGUAUUCCAUUGCGGGCAACACGACGUAUACGCUCUCGAUACUGGCCGCCUCGUUGGAGUGGCCGCAUCUCGUGGUGAACGCGCCUUGGAUUGCCGGGAGCGCUCUGACCGUCUUCCUGGAUCUGUUUGUGCUCUACCAAUUUGCGCACUACCGACGGGAGGAUGGGGAGCGGGCGCGGGCGCGGGAGAGGUCGGAGUGA
This is a messenger RNA of Epithele typhae, 825 nucleotides long. Its product is annotated as PQ-loop-domain-containing protein. Gene Ontology annotation, biological process: basic amino acid transmembrane export from vacuole. Lineage: Eukaryota; Fungi; Basidiomycota; Agaricomycetes; Polyporales; Epitheliaceae. Gene Ontology annotation, cellular component: fungal-type vacuole membrane. The record is from RefSeq and is a predicted model, not a curated record. The transcript is spliced from 9 exons. The coding region runs from base 1 to 825 and encodes 274 amino acids.